Messenger RNA from Kickxella alabastrina, 579 nucleotides. Its product is annotated as 4'-phosphopantetheinyl transferase superfamily. The transcript has a single exon. Gene Ontology annotation, biological process: fatty acid biosynthetic process. The record is from RefSeq and is a predicted model, not a curated record. Lineage: Eukaryota; Fungi; Kickxellomycota; Kickxellomycetes; Kickxellales; Kickxellaceae. Gene Ontology annotation, molecular function: magnesium ion binding; holo-[acyl-carrier-protein] synthase activity. The coding region runs from base 48 to 533 and encodes 161 amino acids.
UUUUUUGUUUUUUUUUCAUUUUUCUCUAAAAAAGUUUUAAUAACAAAAUGAAAGGUUCGCUUGAAGGACCCAAAUAUGCACUCGGGUACCUAGCCCAACAGCAAGCAUCAGAACUCCUCAACAAUACAUUAUCGCCAUCAAAGGAUAGCAUUGGAGUGGGUGUAGAUAUCGAGUUAAUCCAAGACAUCAACAUUAACAACCCCACAUUUAUCGAGCGCAAUUUCACCACGGCAGAACAAACUUAUUGCUGGUCAAGACCCAAUGCACAUGCGAGCUUCGCCGGUAAAUGGUGUGCGAAAGAGGCGGUGAUUAAGGCAGUGUCUUCGUUACAUCCGGAUUGGGAAAAAGUUUGGGUGAGAGGGUCGGCUGCUCCCCUGGUGGAUGUGGAGAUUUCAAUGGGGGUCAGUGGGGCGCCAAAGGCUGUGCUAAAUGGGGAGGUGGCGGAGGCCGCAGAGAAGGCUGGCGUAAGCGAGAUUAAGGUGUCGAUCAGCCACAUUGAUGCGUUUGCUAUUGCUACAGCAAUAGCGAAAUAAGACAAGAAUAUAUAGAAAAUGCAACUUUUUAAAAUUCAAAUAAAAU